AUGAAGUCCCGACAAUUUGAGGAUUCCUCCCUGGGCCGACUUAGCAGUGGUACUAGCGGGUCAGAACUCAAUGAAAUGAAGAAAUUUCAGCCAAAUGGUCAUUUGGCAAGUUGUGAUGAGUCGGCGCGGAAGAAGAUGGCUGCUGUUGCCAAUCUAGCACAUCAAGGCACAGACCCGGCCAAAAGUUCCAUCUUGGCGCCUCUUCACAAUCACCGGGCCCAACUUACACCUCUGGGCAAGGAGCAAAGGAAAAUCGCAGUGGCGCUGAAUCCUAUGUUCACAGACAAUGAGAAGCCCAGUACCGCCAGCAGGUCAUCCGGAGCAGUAACGAGUGUAAUGACCUGCGUGACCCAGAAGGACGGGCCGCAUCGACCUACUGAAACGUGGAUCGGUACAACGCAGGACCGGAGACCAAGGCUCAUUGCGCCCCCCUUGAGGUGCUGCUUUCAGGUUAAUCCCAAGGAAUCCGGCGUUGGACGCGACAAGGCCGGUCACAUACAGAUGCGCCGGGAUGUUAUCAAUUUCAUCCUAGACACUUCCACCCCACAUAACGGCAAGACUAGCUUCUGCUACUCUGACCUAAUCGAGCUGGAUCGAGCUCCGCUUUCGAAAAUCGCCUACUGCCACAGAGGCUCGCAAGCUCAAGGCAUGGCAAUAAUUCUUAUGACGAAUAAGGCCAGAGCUCUUUCAUGA
This is a messenger RNA of Puccinia graminis f. sp. tritici CRL 75-36-700-3, 693 nucleotides long. RefSeq lists its product as uncharacterized. The transcript is spliced from 2 exons. The coding region runs from base 1 to 693 and encodes 230 amino acids. The record is from RefSeq and is a predicted model, not a curated record. Lineage: Eukaryota; Fungi; Basidiomycota; Pucciniomycetes; Pucciniales; Pucciniaceae.